This is a messenger RNA of Laccaria bicolor S238N-H82, 477 nucleotides long. RefSeq lists its product as uncharacterized. The record is from RefSeq and is a predicted model, not a curated record. Lineage: Eukaryota; Fungi; Basidiomycota; Agaricomycetes; Agaricales; Hydnangiaceae. Bases 1 to 477 code for a protein of 158 amino acids. The transcript is spliced from 4 exons.
AUGUCACCCGCGCCUUACCAUUCCUUUGCUACUUUAUGGGACUUAAGCGUUUUUCAACAUGUCAGAGUCACGGGAAGGAUCGGAUCCAACCAACACGGUGGCGCCGCCUUUUCCCAUUCCACCUCGCUCAACCCUCAACCACCCAGCCUCGUAACGUCUCACUGUACGGCGGCGCUCAACGGAGCUACUGUCUCUCUAGGCUCAGCUUCCUCUCAGGAUUGCGCCGCCUCCUCGACAUCUCGUCAGCCCUCCGCCUUUCCUGUCGAUGUUGAACGUCCAAAUUCGGAAAAUUUUGGACCUGUGAACUUUUCCCUCAACGUCCAACUUCACGCUCUCCCCUCCCCUCCCCCCGCGCAAUGUCUUCAUGAUUGGAAUCCCCCGACGACACAUGAGUAUGCGGUGGGCGGAUGGGUAAUGCAAUUUCGAGACCAUCGACUGAUACUCGCAAGAUACUGGUAUUCAGUGCAAUUGCUCUGA